AUGGUAGAACCAUCAUCAUCCUAAAAUAAAGAUAAGAAUUAAAACACGCAACAAGAAGAAAGAAUCAUUACAUUUGAUGUUCCUUGUGAAUAAUAAAAUAUGAUAACUUCUUACAGACUAGUCAGACGUAAAGAGAUAGGAGGCCCAGCUAAUUUCAAGGUUAAAUACUCAGCAGCUAUUUUUCCAUAAUCUCGAUAGAGGAAAACUCUUGAGUAUCUUUAAAGAUAGAGUCAGAGGAAGAGCCAAACUAAAUUAAAUCAAUCUCAAAAUGAGGCAAGCAGAAAAAACGAUUAACAAUAGAUUGAAGACGAGCCAAUAACAAUGGAAAAUUUAGAGAAGGAUCAUGGAUUGUAUGUGAUUUGCAAGAAUACGCCCUCUACUGCUGGUAUUGUGAUCAUUAAAGAUUAUCUUAAUGGGGUUUAUGAGGACCUUGAUGUUCCGUUUAGUGAGAAUAUAAGAACCAGCUCAAUUGCAAUUAAUACUUAUCCCUUUAAAAAACUACUUAAGCCAGGAGAGCAAGUAAUUGAAAAUCUCUAGAAAUAUCAUAAUGAUGGAAAAACUUUGGCCACUACUUAAACACCAGAAUUACUCUAUCAAAACUCUGACUACUACCAUGAAGAUAUAGCACUCAUUAUGGGUACUAUGGAUGGAAGCAUUUAUAUAUUUGACCCUGUAAUUAGAGGCAAGCAACCUUUAAAGUUUUAUCAUUAAGAAUAAGACAAAUAAAGACAGUCUGUAGAAAUUGUGAGAUGGAUAGAGCCUAGCCCUUAAAAUAAGUUUUCAUCAAGAUUCCUAGUAGUAUUUUCUGAUAGCUCAAUUGCCUUUUAUCAUAAGGAUAAGGACUUUCAAUAAUACUAUGAUCCUGACAAAGAUUUCAUAAAAUCAAAGAAUGAUCAAAAGAUCUCAAAAGGCCAGAUAAUGAAGAGAAUGAAAACAUUUGUAAGUGGGUAUAGCUUUGAUGAUUAGUAUAAGAGUGGCAAAAAGUCAUCUGGCCAUGUGAAAAAAGAUAACUUAGAUCAAGCUCAAAGCAUAGUCCAUGGCUUUAGAAUUGAAUUCGAUCUGCUUAAAAUGAAGGAGAACAUCUGCUAUAAAAAGUUCUUGAAUUACAUUGCUGUUUUGUAUGACUCUACAUCCCCUGAGAUUAAUCCUUAUUAGAUGAUGAGAUUCGAUUGCAGAUCUAUAAAUGAUAUUAUUACUUUUUACCCAAAUCAGGACAGCAUGAUUUUAGCUGCUGCUUGCAAUGAUAGUUACAUAAGAAUAUAUGACUACAAGGAGAUGAAUAUGAUAGCUUGCCUUAAAGGUAUAUUUGGAGCACCUCUGAGUCUGGAUAUAAGUUCAGAUAAGAAUCUGCUUGCAGCUGGAUUCGAAGACGACACCUUUAUUAUAUAUGGAGUAAAGAUGAAUUUUACUCCUCUUUGCAGAGGUAUCGGUCAUAACUCUUUUGUAACACAAAUAAAAUUUGAUACUUACCUUACUGAAUAACUAAUCAAAGCCUAAAGACUAGAGGCUUAAAGACUACAAGAAAAAGCUAUACUCUAAGCCAAAGUAUUUGAUGAUAAACUUCUUUAAGGACUCAGAGACGAUCCUUAUAACUUCCCUAUUGAGGAAAACUAGACUUAAAUCUUAGCAGAAACCUAACUGAUAUAAACUAGACAGAGAAAAGAUUCAAUCAUACACUAGCUAAGAUAAACAACUUAAAGAAAGACUUCGAUGACUCCAGAGCAUUUCAACUAUAGAAUAGUAACAACUGGGGAUGACAGCAAGAUCUGUUUUUGGAUUUAUGAGAGAUAGGAAAACUAGAGUUUGAACUUUAGCUAGAAAAUGUCUCAUGCAGAGAUAGUAGCCGAGUAAAGCAAAAUUAUAAAACUAAGGCCAUUACAAUCCUUUAGCUUACCAGGAGGACAGAUUUAAAGUUUGACUCUCUCCAAUGAACACAUAUUUAUCGUCAACUGUGAUGGGCAAAUGACUAUCUUAAGAGGCUAAUACAGAUUAAAAAAGACGGCUGAAAAUGAAGGUGAUGAUGAAAUUGACGAGGAAAUCUAGAUAAAACCAGAUAUUAUUCCUCCUAAACACUAAGAUAAGUCAAAAGAUAAUUUCAUAGAGAAAACUGAGGAGAUUGAAUAAAAUCUAUCAAAUAAUAACAAAUGA
Messenger RNA from Stylonychia lemnae, 2148 nucleotides. The record is from the annotation of a GenBank genome assembly. Lineage: Eukaryota; Ciliophora; Spirotrichea; Sporadotrichida; Oxytrichidae.